Closterium sp. Naga37s-1 is the source of this 3273-nucleotide messenger RNA. NCBI's taxonomy places the organism in Eukaryota, Viridiplantae, Streptophyta, Zygnematophyceae, Desmidiales, Closteriaceae. The record is from the annotation of a GenBank genome assembly.
AUGGGGUCGCAAUUAUCGGGGGAAAAGGAGCGCCUCACGCAGGGAGCUCCGCUUUCGCAUGAGGAUUCGGCGCACGAGCAGUUUGAGAAGAGUCACGGGCCGCACGGCCAGAAGCUGACGCUGCUGCCGCUCAUCGCGCUCAUCUUCUUCGAGGUGUCCGGCGGGCCAUACGGCGUGGAGGACGCCGUGAAGUACGGCGGGCCUCUGCUUGCCAUCCUAGGCUUCACCGUCUUCCCCCUCAUCUGGAGCGUGCCAGAGGCCCUGACCACCGCAGAGCUAGGAACAGCCUUCCCGGAGAACGGGGGCUACGUGGUGUGGGUGUCAGCGGCGUUUGGCCCCUUCUGGGGCUUCCAGGAGGGGUGGUGGAAGUGGCUGAGUGGCGUGAUAGACAACUCGCUCUACCCGCUGCUCUUCCUCGACUACUUGAAGCGCGAGCUCCCUGUGUUUGGCGGAGGCCUGCCUCGCAUGGCGGCACUGCUUGCCAUGACUCUGGUGCUGACGUACGUGAACUACCGCGGGCUGACGAUAGUGGGCGCCACUGCCAUCGCGCUGGCAGUGUUCGGGCUGCUGCCCUUUGUGGUGAUGGCGCUGCUCGCCAUCCCCAAGAUCCAACCCGCCCGCUGGCUGGUGGUGGAUCUGAACCGCGUGCAGUGGCGGGGGUACUUCAACACACUCUUCUGGAACCUCAACUACUGGGACUCCGUCAGCACGCUAGCAGGCGAAAUAGAGGAGCCGAAGCGCACCUUCCCGCGGGCGCUGAUGGGGGCGGUGGUGCUGGUGGUGGUGUCGUACCUCGUGCCCCUGCUCGCAGGCACAGGCGCCGUGCCAUUCUCCCCGGACGGCUGGGACGACGGGUAUCUGGCCGUGGUGGGUCGCGUCAUCGGGGGCGGCUGGCUCGCCUGGUGGAUUGCGUGUGCCGCUGCGCUGUCCAACAUGGGCGCAUUUGAGGCGGAGAUGAGCAGCGACGCGUUUCAGCUGCUGGGGAUGGCGGAGCGAGGCCUGCUGCCCGAGGUCUUCACGUACCGGUCGCGGCACGGCACGCCCGUGCUGGGCAUCGUGUGCAGCGCCACGGGCAUCGUGCUGCUGUCGUGGAUGAGCUUUCAGGAGAUCGUCGAGUUCCUCAACUUCCUCUACUGCUUCGGCAUGCUGCUUGAGUUUGCCGCCUUUGUGGCGCUCCGGGUCACGCAGCCUGACCUGAACCGGCCGUACAGGGUCCCCGUGGACACCAUGGGAGCAGCGCUGCUGUGCCUGCCGCCCUCCCUGCUGCUCGUUCUCGUCAUGGCCCUCGCGUCCUGGCAGACAGUCAUUGUCAGCACUCUUCUCGUCAUGGCCCUCGCGUCCUGGCAGACAGUCAUUGUCAGCACUCUUCUCGUCAUGGCCCUCGCGUCCUGGCAGGCCGUCAUUGUCAGAUAUGUGAUGUUCCUCAUCGAGAGGUGUGGAUUCGCCAUUGCUAGCUGCCCAACCCACCGUCCCGACACGCACUCUCUCGCGCUGCCGCAACCUCCUCUUGAUCCCACUCCCGGAGCACAUCCUCCCUUGUUACCUGCCCACCCCCAUCCGUCCCGACACACGCUCUCUCGCACACCUCCAACCCCGCCCCCCCCCCCUGAUCUGACUCCCGGAGCUUCCGUCCCACCAUUGUCUGCUUCUCCAUGCAUCUUUCCGUCCCGUGUCCCAUCUCAUGCCCCUGGCAGCUCCAUAGCAGCCUUGCUGGGUCUGCUGCUCCCGCUGCUCAUGAUGGGACCUUCAAUCCGAAAAUCUUACCCACCCCUUCUUGCUUACUCCUCCAUGCACCUUGCCGCCCCCCUGCCCCAUCCUCCUGCCAGCUCCAUAGCAGCUGUGGUGGGGCUGCUGAUGUACCCGCUGCUCAUGUGGGCGAAGCACCACGGCGUGCUCAAGUUCACUCAGGACCCGGGCCUGCCAGACGUGGCUCUCAUGGACGAGGAUGACGGCAGUGAGGGCGAGGGCGGGUUUGAUGGGGCGGCAGGCAAGGGAGGGAUGGGGAAGGAGGACGGUGGGGCUGGUGUGCGGGAUGGGGUUGAUGGGGAUGGUGCUGUGGCUGACAGUGAGAAUGGGUUGCUGCUGGGGAAGGAGGGGAGGGAGAAGGGGAGCAGCAAGGUGGUGCCAGUGGAGUGUCCGGGGAAGUCUGAUGGAUCGCUGCGAGCAGGUGCAGGUGAUGCGGUGCUCUCGGCAUGUGAGGGACAGUCGCCUCCUGUCUUGGUGGGAUCGUUGCCUAGUGAUGGGCUGCUUGCGCACCAAGAUGGGCUGUUCUUGACUCCUCGACCUGCUGCAUAUAGUGAUCAGCUUCCUUCGCAAGCGUGCGACGCUGUGUUUUCCUGUCCGUCCUGUCCGUCAACGCCAUUCUGCGCUACUUUCCGCGCCGUGCUAUCCAAAUCGCUCUCGCGAGCGCAUUGCAACGUCAUCAUGGCGGCGCACAAGCCGUUAUCGACGGGUGGGGAGGCGGCCUCAGAGUUCUCGGACGUCCCCGGCGGGGCGAAGAGCGUGACGACGAGGGUGAUGGAGACGGGCGCGAGCGCCGUGCAGCAGUUCGGCCCCAUCCGCCAGAUCGGCCAACACCUCUGCGCGUUCCACUAUUAUGCCAACGACAUGUCGCGACAAGUCGAGGCGCACCACUACUGCUCGCACGUCAGCGAGGACGUGCACCAGUGCCUCGUCUACGACUCCGACCAGCCCUCCGCGCGCCUCAUCGGUGUCGAGUUCAUCGUCUCAGAAAAGAUCUUCCUGUCUUUGCCUGAGGACGAGCAGCGCAUGUGGCACUCGCACGAGUAUGAGGUCAAAAGCGGGCUGCUCAUCAUGCCGGGCAUGCCGGCAGUAGCAGAGCUGCCUGUGAUGAGCAAGCUCGUGAAGACGUUUGGCAAGACGUGGCACUUCUGGCAGUUUGAUAGGGGAGACACACUGCCGCUGGGUGUGCCGCAGCUCAUGGGGGCGUUCUUUGCUGACGGGCAGCUGAAACCCGAACUGCCUAAAGCGGUGGAGCAGCGGUAUGGGGUGCAGCUGGAGGAGAGGCGGCAGCUGCGAGCUGACCUUACAGGCCCUGAGCUCGCUGUGGAUGGCUUAGCGCAGCAGUUUAAAAGGGGGAUGGGGUAUGAGACACAGCUCAAGGAGUGCCAGCUGGACGGGCAGGAGCGGAUGGCAAAGGGAGGCGUGGGUGCCGCAAGUGUGACUGGUGUGGGCAGUGGUGGCAUGGAGCAUGUGGGGCAGGCAGGGACAGGCACUACAGGCAGCGACUGCAAGGCCAGGAUUGGUGGCUGA